GGCCAGGAGGCGGGGCGGACUGUGCCUUGCUUCUCAGCUCUUUCCUGGUCAUGGAAGUAUCUUCCUCCUGGCUGCUUCUGCUCCUUUUGCUCGGGGCCUGGGCCCCGGGGCCAGGCAUCGCCUCUCCAGAUGCGCUGCCCUUGGUCAACGAGGACGUGAAGCGCACAGUGGACCUAAGCAGCCACCUGGCCAAGGUGACGGUCGAGGUGGUCCUGGCGCACCCCGGCGGCAGCUCCACGUCCCGCGCCACCUCUUUCCUUUUGGCCUUGGAGCCAGAGCUCGAGGCCCGGCUGGCACAUCUCGGCGUGCAGGUGAAGGGAGAAGAUGAGGAAGAGAAUAAUUUGGAAGUACGAGAAACCAAAAUUAAGGGUAAAAGUGGGAGAUUCUUCACGGUCAAGCUCCCAGUUGCUCUUGAUCCUGGGACCAAGAUUUCAGUCAUUUUGGAAGCAGUCUAUACCCAUGUGCUUCAACCCUAUCCAACCCAGAUCACUCAAUCAGAGAAACAGUUUGUGGUGUUUGAGGGCAACCAUUAUUUCUACUCUCCCUAUCCAACAAAGACACAGACUAUGCGUGUGAAGCUUGCCUCUCGAAAUGUGGAAAGCUACACCAGGUUGGGGAACCCCACACGAUCCGAGGACCUCCUGGAUUAUGGACCUUUCAGAGAUGUUCCUGCCUAUAGUCAGGACACUUUUAAAGUACAUUAUGAGAACAACAGCCCUUUCCUUACUAUCACCAGCAUGACCAGAGUCAUCGAGGUCUCUCACUGGGGUAAUAUUGCUGUGGAAGAAAAUGUGGACUUGAAGCACACAGGGGCUGUCCUUAAGGGGCCCUUUUCACGCUAUGAUUACCAGAGACAGCCAGAUAGUGGUAUAUCCUCCAUCCGUUCUUUUAAGACAAUCCUCCCUGCUGCUGCCCAGGAUGUUUAUUACCGGGAUGAGAUUGGCAAUGUUUCUACCAGCCACCUCCUUAUUUUGGAUGACUCUGUAGAGAUGGAAAUCCGGCCCCGCUUUCCUCUUUUUGGAGGGUGGAAGACCCAUUACAUUGUUGGCUACAACCUCCCAAGCUAUGAGUACCUCUAUAAUUUGGGCGACCAGUAUGCACUGAAGAUGAGGUUUGUGGACCAUGUGUUUGAUGAGCAAGUGAUAGAUUCUCUUACUGUAAAGAUCAUCUUGCCCGAAGGAGCCAGGAACAUUCAAGUUGACAGUCCUUAUGAAAUCAGCCGUGCCCCAGAUGACCUGCACUAUACCUACCUGGACACAUUUGGCCGCCCUGUGAUUGUUGCCUACAAAAAAAAUCUGGUAGAACAGCACAUUCAGGACAUUGUGGUGCACUACACGUUCAACAAAGUGCUCAUGCUGCAGGAGCCCCUGCUGGUAGUGGCUGCUUUCUACAUCUUGUUCUUCACGGUCAUCAUCUAUGUCAGGCUGGACUUUUCUAUCACAAAGGAUCCAGCUGCGGAAGCCAGGAUGAAGGUUGCCUGCAUCACAGAGCAGGUCUUGACCUUGGUCAAUAAGAGAAUAGGUCUCUACCGUCACUUUGAUGAGACUGUCAAUAGGUAUAAGCAGUCCCGGGAUGUGUCCACCCUCAACAGUGGCAAGAAGAGCCUGGAGACAGAACACAAGGCCUUGACCAGUGAAAUAGCACUGCUGCAGACCAGGCUGAAGACAGAGGGCUCUGACCUGUGUGACAAAGUAAGCGAAAUGCAGAAACUGGAUGCACAGGUCAAGGAGCUGGUACUAAAGUCAGCAGUGGAAGCUGAGCGGCUGGUGGCUGGCAAGCUCAAAAAAGACACGUACAUCGAGAACGAGAAGCUCAUCUUAGGAAAGCGACAGGAGCUGGUCACCAAAAUCGACCACAUCCUGGAUGCUCUGUAGCCCCUGCCUGCUGUCUCCAUGAUUGGCCCAGGGUGCUACACUUACAGAUGGCAGGUGUGUUUGUGUGUGUUUUGUUCGGGUGGUCAACAUUGAGGCCAGUGAAUGCUGGCAUCUGUAUUUUUCAAAAGGCCUUCAAGGAAGAGAAGCCAGGCCCUGCCUCAGACAACACAAGAAGUUUAGUUUUUGUCCCUAAACUGUUUGUUUAACCAAAAAAAAAAAAAAAAAAACCUUAUA
Pteronotus mesoamericanus is the source of this 2108-nucleotide messenger RNA. It is a transcript of the gene RPN1, whose product is annotated as ribophorin I. The coding region runs from base 51 to 1874 and encodes 607 amino acids. Lineage: Eukaryota; Metazoa; Chordata; Mammalia; Chiroptera; Mormoopidae. The transcript is spliced from 10 exons. The record is from RefSeq and is a predicted model, not a curated record. Gene Ontology annotation, cellular component: oligosaccharyltransferase complex; membrane.